AUGGCCACCCUGCACACCCUGACCAGGAGCUUCUCAGUAUGGGUCAUUUUCUGCUGCUGUUGCUGUCUCCCUCUUCUUCUCACCAGUCCCCUGCCUCCAAAAGGGAUGGGGGUGGUUUCCAAUGCCCAUCAAGCCUGCAAGCUCAGGAAGAUCAACUUCCAGCUGCCCUACAUCAGGAAUCGCACCUACACCUUGGCUGAAAUGGCCAGGGUCUCAGAUCAAGACACUGACAACAGAUUUAUUGGUCAGCAAAUCUACGUCAACAUCAGGGAGAACAACCGCUGCUACAUGAUGAAGAGAAUUACAGAGAUUAUAUUGAAGGACGUCCUCCUCACAGAGGCCAAGGAGCGAUACCCAUACGUUGAAGAUGUGGCACAGUUUCUGGCAUCCCUGACCUCGGAGCUGAGCAGAUGUAAAUCCUCAGGAAACAGAGAGCAUAUUGAAAAGAACCUGGAAGAAAUGAAGAGCAAAAUGAAAGAGCUGGGAGAGAAUGGAAAGAACAAAGCCAUUGGAGAACUGGAUUUACUGUUUGACUACAUAGAAAAUGCUUGCACUGAUGCCCCAAAGAAGGGAGGGAACAAGAAGAAAAACUGAAAAAAAAACCCAGAUUAGUCUUGAAGGAAUGUCUCCAAAAGCUCUUACUACUACCCAAAUUGAUUAACUACUGUGGAAAAAAUCCCGCCCACAGCUGCAGUACAUGUUUAAAUCUGUACCAGAAAUAGCAAACCAGGAGGGCACAGAUGGAUGUGUAUUGCUGCCUUCUUUGAAAACGAAGACUGCAGAGCAGUGUUUGUGGUUCCACUUCAGUGUUGCACACUGGUUACUUUCAAAAGCAUGCUCCUAUCCUUCUUAUCCACACUGGAAUAAGACAACUCUUUCUGUAUUUCAUAGGCUGAGAUUUGACACCUCUGAGUCAGCUUUGGCCAAGGUAGGCAGUGCUCCAUAGCCAGGAAGUUUUCAGUCUUUGAUUUCAAAAUCUCUCUUGUGUAUGUUGCCCUCUUCUGACCUUUACCUGAAAAGCUGGAACUUUAGACAUUCAGAAAUUAGUUUUGUUGCUCAUAUUUAAUAGUAACUUAUUUAAAGGUAAUAAUUUUGUAUUAAUUAUACAUGACUUGUAUUUAUAUGGAUUAAUUAAAACAUAGCCACAGGAAUGUAUUUAUGGAGACCAGAGGCUUCAGAGUGAACUGUAAAAUUAAAACCGCAGUGUAAUAUU
Molecule: messenger RNA, 1213 nt
Organism: Phasianus colchicus (ring-necked pheasant)
Lineage: Eukaryota; Metazoa; Chordata; Aves; Galliformes; Phasianidae
Gene: IL22
Product: interleukin 22
Cellular component (GO): extracellular region
Source: RefSeq, a predicted model, not a curated record